Messenger RNA from Clarias gariepinus (North African catfish), 1709 nucleotides. It is a transcript of the gene atpaf1, whose product is annotated as ATP synthase mitochondrial F1 complex assembly factor 1. The coding region runs from base 19 to 927 and encodes 302 amino acids. NCBI's taxonomy places the organism in Eukaryota, Metazoa, Chordata, Actinopteri, Siluriformes, Clariidae. The record is from RefSeq and is a predicted model, not a curated record. The transcript has 9 exons. Gene Ontology annotation, biological process: mitochondrial proton-transporting ATP synthase complex assembly. Gene Ontology annotation, cellular component: mitochondrion.
UCACCCGGAACACUAUUGAUGUGCGACGGGGAGAAGAUGGCGGCGGCCGUGGUGCAAAUGGCCUGUUUGUACCGUGGUAUGUUAGCGGUGAGAGCCGCGGGCAUUAGACCUCUCAUUCCCGGACUUGUGCCCAGUCAGCUCAGAGCUUUUUCUGUGAAAAAGGAACCGGAAUUAGAGGAAAACCCGUAUUAUAGCAAAUAUGAAGAGAAGAUCAGAAAACUGCGAAGCAACAAACCUCAAGAGUACAAAGCCCGGCUCGAGAAGUGCAAUGAGGUUAAAAAAGAGCCUGUGGGCCACUCCAAACAAGCUGACUUCAUUAAACUAAUGGAGCAGACGAAAGAUGAGGGAGGCAAUGCAGGACCUGCGGGUUUUACUAAAAACAAGACCUUAGAUUCAAUCCUUAACCUUGACAUGGUGAAGGACAAGUCUGGUGCUGAAAUUGGAGAGCUUUGGAUGAACUACUUCUCAACAAAAGACACCAUCAGUGCUGUCAUACCAGGCUCGACUUAUGAGAAGAUGAUCAGCCGUGCAAAGCUCUGCCCAAUGUUCCUGUAUCCUCUGCCCCGGGAAGAAGGAUAUGAAUUCUUUCUGGGUCAAUGGACUGCUCAGGAACUACACUUUACCUCCCUCAUCAAUGUUCAGACUUUGGGAGAAAACGCUCCAAGCCAGCUGAUUCUCUACCACUACUCCGACCUGAAGCAGGACAAGGAUGUUGUGCUCAUGACUGCUGAAAGGGAUAACAAGUUUGUUACUGUUCAAGAAGCUCAAUGUUUGGCCAAUCAGGUGCAGUUAUUUUAUGCAGCACAGAGACAUGAGACUUUUCAACUAGUAGAGACUUUCAACCACAAACCAGCAGAGUUCAAACACAUGUCUGUGGUCGCAGAACUUGAGCAGAGCGGGAUAGGACAAGCGGUCACUGCAAAGUAACACCAACACUUGUGGGAGAGAGGCCAGAGAAGCCGUGCAUAAAGGAAAGGACGAAUAGGGCGAGUCCUGGAAUGGAAACUGUCUGGUGUCGAUCCCUGCAUUGUACUGACUGUACUAGUCCUUAGUACUAUCAGCUAUCAAUAUCAUCUCAUUUAUGCAUAGAUAUUUGGUCUCAACAAAUAUCUCAACAUUUGAUGAUCUCAACAGUGAUCUCAAAAAAUGCUUUUUUUACUUCCAUCACAAGCUCUAUUCCUAUUUGCAAAGCCAUUAUUAUAAAAUGUGAACAGUUUUAGUCUGUUAAUGUUCAUGUAACUUACCAAAAGUUCAAGGUUCGAGCCUAUGGUUUAGAUUUUCACCAGUAUUUUUUAUUUUAAAGAAUGAAGAAUUUAAAUUAUAGACCAGUAAAAGCAACAUUUUUCUUAGAAAUGUGUAAGAAAUCUGAAGCUUGGGUAUCCAAAUUAUUAUACACUGAACACAAACUCGGUUAAACAACAUUUAGGUGGGAAACUUGUGUCUACAGUCCAAUAAUAGUGUAAAUGAUAAUUGUAAUAAUGUUGGAUAUAAUGAUUUACCUAGCUGACUCCAGGUCGCCGCGACCCUGUAUACAGGAUAAAGCUGUAUAGAUGAUGAGUUGAUUGAAGGAGUUAAAUCAUGUGGGUUUGUGGAACCUUAUGCUCUGUGGUGGUGAACUUCUGGACUGUGAUCCACACCAUUGCAGUUAUUCUCUCUCCAUCCUAUAUGAAGUCAUUGCUGUUCAGUAAAAAGAGAUGUUUAUGAAUUAA